GAUCGAUGGAGAUAAAUUUCGAUACAAGUGAUAAGAUUUGUCGUGUUUAAAUUGUAACGACGGUCAUUGUGCUUCAGUCGUGGACAAACAGUUGACUCGAAAUAAGUGAAUAUAGACGUAUUUUAAAAACAACAACAAAAUGUGUUGCGUGUGUAGUUUGAUCUGCAAGAUCCUGAGUUUGAUAGUGUCCUUGCUGUUCAUCGUGGCAGUGGUACUCCUCAUCCUGUGGGCCACUGGAACCAUCUUCGGAAAAGAUGACCCCGCUACCACCGAAGAAACCACCAACCAACUCCGACAAUUGAUGUACAGCAGUCAUCCAAAACUAGUAUAGUUAUUAUCGACCUUCUUCCCUGAUCACACGAACUAUUUUCCUAUUUCAACCAAUUACUAUAUCAAACAAUGCUAUAAAUAUAUUCUAAGCUUUUGCAAACAAACACACUUUCAUUCCUUCUCAACUUCUAGAUAAUUAUAAGUGUAAAUAUAAGCAUAAAAUAUCUUAGCUUUUAAGUUAUUUUUAUAUUUUAUUAUUUAUUAUAAUCAUCAUCGCUAGUUAAAAAUAUAUUUUAUAUAUAUUUUGUAGCUAGCGUUUAUUUUUAUAUAAGUAUUUUAAAGGUGAAUUUUAUAUUUUUUGGGAAAAUCUGAAAACCUCAGUACUUUCAUAAUGUGUAUAACUUUAUAGCCGUAAAUUCGUUGACAUGGCUGUUCACUGAAGUUUGUAUGUUCACCUUCACCUACGCAGCGAUGUUUUAUACCUUGGCUGGUGGAUUUGUAAAGAACUUUAUUCAAAUACCAAUAAACCUGCGUGUAUUCGACGGGGGGCAACGACCCUUUGAAUACAAAAAUCGCUUUAUAUCAGCCACCUAAGUAAAACGGUCGCUGUGUCAUUGUGUGUGCUUUUAUACGUCAAAAUAAUGACUCAAUAAAAAGUACAAAUUAAUAUAAUGUUUGUCUAUUAUUUCCAUUUUUUAAACAUAAACAAUAAUUUUGUUAUGACAAAUAAUAAAAGUCUGACACUGUCAUCUGAAGAAUGUGUCAUUAACUAAUUUUAUGUUAUUUUAAAAUAUUAAAAUUCGUGUAACAAACAAUUAUUUAAUAAUAAUUUUAUUAGUAAAAAAACAGUAUAUGAAACCUGCAACGAAGAAUCAAUGCCUUUAUGAAAAUAGGUAAAUACGAAAAUGUGGUAGGUAAUCGAAGGUUUCAAAUAAUUUUUUUUCUUAAACCUUAUUAUAUUGCAAUGAUAAAAUACAGAGCAUCCAUAUUCCAAGACGACGAACAAUCUUAGGUCAACGAACUCAGAUAUUUGUGAACCCACAUCAGUAGACCGACCCUUUAUUUGGAGUUGAAACAUAUAAUAGAUGCGAUUCCAUUCAAUACAAGUACAAGACAAGUACAGUAGCAGCUUCUUUAUGCUGUACAAAAUAGUUUCUACCCAUCUACACUUCAAGGCGGGAAACGAAGCUAACAGUAAUUAUUCUAGGAAAUAUAAAACACUAGUAGACCAUGUUUAUAGCAAGUCUUUAAAUAAAUAAUAUGUAAACAAUAGCCAACUACCAUGUACUAUUCUAUUUUGAAGUUUUAUGAGUUAGAAAUCAUUCUUUACGUUGCGUGGUGCGUCUACAUAUCAAAUUAUACUAGCGGAUAUUGUUAGAAGUUUCGUACUUAUUACUCAGUGCAAAAAUAGUUUCACGGCAACUGUUCUUGAGACAUUUUUCAAAACAUUUAAAGUAAACUUAAACAGAUUAGCAUAUUUAUGCUCAUGCAAACUGAACGGUAAGGUUUGUAUACAAAAAAAUGUACCUACUUAUAUAAAAAAAUAUUGCUAUUGGAAUUUAACGCGCAACAUUCUUCACCUUUUUUGUGAGGGGAAAAUCAUCAAGUCUUCUCUCGCCCAGGGUCGGGCGGUAGGGAGUGUCAGAAUCUUACUGACUAAAAACUCCCCCGUUCCUUCUCCUGCUCUGAGC
This is a messenger RNA of Spodoptera exigua (beet armyworm), 1961 nucleotides long. The record is from the annotation of a GenBank genome assembly. Lineage: Eukaryota; Metazoa; Arthropoda; Insecta; Lepidoptera; Noctuidae.